This is a messenger RNA of Colletotrichum spaethianum, 525 nucleotides long. RefSeq lists its product as uncharacterized. The record is from RefSeq and is a predicted model, not a curated record. The transcript has a single exon. The coding region runs from base 1 to 525 and encodes 174 amino acids. NCBI's taxonomy places the organism in Eukaryota, Fungi, Ascomycota, Sordariomycetes, Glomerellales, Glomerellaceae.
AUGACGGACUCAACCAUUGACCUUAAAUUACCGACCAACAACGAGGGGCAUGCCGAAUGUACUCGACCUGUCCUGGAACCGGACCAGGAGGUCCUCCAGCCUUCUACCUGGGCACCAACAAGCGAUGAGGAGCGGAGGAUCUUCCGCGUCUGGAAGGGAUUCACCCUGGCCGAGCGCAGCAAAGACACCCUGUCAUGGGUAUGGAACUACGGAGUCGAGAUUCAAUCCACAACAUCCCGACGAUGGAUCUGUAUGCCAUGUGUGCGCCAGAAGAGUCCCACACCACAGUCAUACGAAUCCAAAGGUACCCAAAACGCCGAACUCCACCUCUGGAAAGCCCACGGCUACUGGGAUUCAUCAGGACGCCGAUCCACACCGUCGCAGAAGAAGGGAGGCAAGAGGGUACUUGCCUCUAUCUCGGAUUUCAUGAGCCUCAAACGCUCCGAUCCAAAGGAUCAAGCUCUGGCCAAUAGCUUGAUCAAACGAUUCGAUCGAGGGCAGUUCCAGAAGCUCAUUGUCAACUGA